AUGAACAACUCACUCUCAGUUAACAUUCUCCGCAUCCUUUUAGUUAUCUUCGACGUUGUCAUCUUCGUGGCCGGUGCAAUUAUGACCGGCUUCGGCAUCUACCUUGUAAUUGAAGCCAAGAAAUACAGUACGGCAGGGUCAGUUAAUGCGAUUGCCAGUGCUUUUUUGGUUUUGGGACUUCUCGUGCUGAUCACAGGUUUCUUCGGCUGCUGCGGUGCCAUGAAAAUGAAUAAAUGCUUCCUCUUUUUCGUCGUCCUGAUGGUGAUUGGUGAGAUCGCCUGUACUACUGCCCUUAUAGUCAAUAAGGAUAAGUUCAGACCGUACAUCGGAAAAUACUUUCUCAGUGCAAUUCAAGAGAUUGAGAGCAAUAAUAAUACAGAAUUGUUGAGAACUAUCCUUUACCUGCAGGAUGAGAUGGACUGUUGUGGUGCCAAUGGCCCGGCUGAUUGGAAGGCACCCAACAGAUUCUGUUGCGAAGAUGGAAGGCAGCUAUGUUUUACAUACCCUUUAGUGGGCUGUGUAGAUGAGAUCUACCGUGAACUGAGAGAGAAUAUCGUUGGGAUUGGAGCGGCUAUAUUUGCGCUCGCAGCACUCGAAGUAGGCGCCAUAAUGGCCGCCGUCGUUUUGGCGAAUAAAAAUGAGCCGGUGUAA
This is a messenger RNA of Echinococcus granulosus, 651 nucleotides long. RefSeq names its product Leukocyte surface antigen CD53. The coding region runs from base 1 to 651 and encodes 216 amino acids. Gene Ontology annotation, cellular component: membrane. Lineage: Eukaryota; Metazoa; Platyhelminthes; Cestoda; Cyclophyllidea; Taeniidae. The record is from RefSeq and is a predicted model, not a curated record. The transcript has 6 exons.